AUGGUAGAACAGGAGAAUGACUCUGCUCACGGUGAUUAUGUGCAAACUAAGGAGGCCAGUUUAAUAGAACACGCCCCAAUACCUCAUGACGGACUUACUGUGGCACCUCAUAGAACCCAGCGAGAAGCUGUACACAUUGAGAAGAUAAUCUUGAAAGGAGUCCAGAGAAAAAGGGCUGACAAAUAUUGGGAGUACACCUUUGAAGUAAAUUGGUCUGAUCUUUCAGUCACAACAGUAACAAAAACCCACCAAGAACUACAGGAUUUUCUACUGAAGCUUCCCAAGGAACUGUCUUCAGAGACUUUUGACAAGACCAUUCUGAGAGCCCUGAAUCAGGGGUCACUGAAGCGGGAGGAACGGCGACAUCCUGAUCUGGAGCCCAUCUUAAGGCAGCUAUUUUCAACCUCAUCACAAGCUUUUCUCCAGAGUCAGAAAGUCCACAGCUUUUUUCAAUCCAGAUCCUCAGACCCUCGACACAGCCUCAAUAAUUUACAACCUUCUCUGAAGACUUCCAAGAUAUUAGAACACUUAAAAGAAGACAGCUCAGAAGCUUCAAGUCAAGAAGAAGAUGUAUUACAGCACACCAUUAUACAUAAGAAACACACCGGGAAGAGUCCCACAGUGAACACCGUUGGUACAAGUUGUUCUCCAUUGGAUGGGCUGUCCCUGCAGUAUUCUGAAGAGAAUGGCAUUGUGGACUGGAGGAGCCAAAGCUGCACUAUGAUUCAGCACCCGGAGCACUGUGCGGCCUUAGCUGACCAGCAUUCAAGUGAAAAACGAAGCUUAUCUUCAAUAAAUAAGAAGAAAGGAAAGUCACAAGUAGAAAAAGAGAAAAUUAAGAAAACUGACAACAGAUUGAAUAGUAGAAUAAAUGGUAUUAGACUCACCACGCCUCAGCAUUCCCAGGGUGGUUCUGUGAAAGAUGCGAAUUUGGACAUUGGAUCUGGACAUGACACAUGUGGAGAAACAUCUUCAGAGAGUUACAGUUCUCCCUCUAGCCCACGACAUGAUGGAAGAGAGAGUUUUGAAAGUGAAGAAGAAAAAGACAGAGGUUUGCUCUUUGGAGUGAACAUGGGGGUAGUGGAGGACACAGACAGCAAUUCUGAUGAUUCUGGGAAUCCAUUGGCAACCAGGUUUACAACAUACAGCUCUGUCAACCAGGCUGUCACUGUCCAGCCACCUGUGGAAAUGGCCUCCUUAGGAAACGACAACGGAAGCCUUUUAGACGAUCCCUUAAACUCGCCCAAGUAUCAGCAUAUUUCUUUUAUGCCAACUUUACACUGUGUCAUGCACCACGUUGCCCAGAAGUCUGAAGUUGUCGUUCCUCCCCCCAAAUCUGCUGAUGGCAAAACAAUAGGCAUGCUUGUUCCGAGCCCUGUUGCUAUUUCUGCAAUUAGGGAGUCCACCAGUGCGACCCCUGUUGGGAUAUUAGGACCGGCAGCUGCUGCUGGUGAAUCAGAAAAGCACCUGGAACUGCUGGCUUCCCCUCUGCCUCUUCCGUCAGCGUUCCUUCCUCAUAGCAGUACUCCUGCUUUGCACCUAACGAUUCAGAGGCUGAAGCUGCCACCGCCACAGGGAUCUUCCGAGAGCUGCCCAUUGAACGUCCCUCAGCAGCCAGCUGGGAGUCUGAGCAUCGGAUCACCAAACACAGCCUUCAUUCCUGUCCAUAAUCCGGGCAGUUUCCCAGGAUCUCUUGGUGCUGCCACGGACCCCAUCACCAAAUCUGCAUCCCAAGUGGUAGGACUCAAUCAAAUGGUGCCUCAAAUUGAGGGAAACACAGGGACAGUCCCUCAGCCUACCAAUGUGAAGGUAGUUCUUUCAGCAGCUGGCCUCUCAGCUGCACAGCCACCAGCUCCCUACACCCUCCCGGGCUCUCCCAUCGCUGCCAGUGUGUUAGCCAGCCAGAAUUCCAGUGUGCUCAGCACAGUGUCCACCUCCACCCAGUCCGCGGGAGCCGGCAUGAGUCAGGCCCAGUCUGCAGUCCCUCCUGUGGUUCCUACCCACACCCCAGGCCCCGCCCCCAGCCCAAGCCCUGCUCUGACACACAGUACUGCACAGAGCGACAGCACCUCUUACAUCAGUGCCGUGGGAAACACGAACGCUAAUGGGACAGUGUUGCCGCCGCAGCAGGUGGGCUCAGGUCCUUGUGGUUCUUGUGGGCGAAGGUGCAGCUGUGGGACCAAUGGAAACCUUCAGCUAAAUAGUUACUAUUAUCCUAACCCAAUGCCAGGACCGGUGUACCGACUCCCGUUCUUCCCUCUGCCAUCCCUAUGCAAUGGCAGCUACCUCAACCAAGCACAUCAGAGCAAUGGAAACCAACUUCCUUUCUUUCUGCCUCCGACACCAUAUGCAAAUGGACUGGUGCAUGACCCCGUCAUGGGGAACCAAGCCAGCUAUGGCCUGCAGCAGGUGGCAGGAUUUGGGAGAUACUAUCCUGUAUAUGCAGCACCCAGUGUAGUUGCCAACACGAGUGGUUCGGGGCCCAAGAAGAAUGGGAGUGUUUCAUGUUACAACUGUGGUGUAAGCGGACACUUUGCACAGGAGUGUAAGCAGUCGUCCAUGGAGGCCAGUCAACAAGGCACUUACAGACUGAGAUACGCACCUCCCCUCCCCCCUUCUAAUGACACGUUGGACUCUGCAGACUGAACCGAGUAAAGCUUGCCUACCUACCUAACACACUGAAGUGUGGGGAGUCAUGGUGGGGUGUGGAGGGGAGGAAAGGAAAGGUAUUCUGUUUGUGUUUUUUUGUCUGUACAUUUCUGAGAUGUCUACACAGUUGGGGUUUUUCGUUUCUCCUGUACUGAUGUCCAAAACAAAAAAAAAGAAUGCAUUGCUUUUGAGCCUCUGGUCUCCUGGUUCAACAACAGGCUUAUAUGUAUGAUUCAUGUUAAACAUCCAAACAAACUAUCAAAAGGAAAAUGGAUGCGUGGUUUUUUCUUUACACUGAAUCCUUGCUGUGUGUAAUGUUUACUGAAUUUCUAAAACUGUGUAUCUGACCUUUUUUUUUACAACACUAGUGACAGUUGUAUGGUUUUGAAAAAAAUACUUUGCUUCUUCCCCAGCUUUUCUCACUUUCAUCCUAAAGUACACCUUUCUCCCCCCAACCCCCGUGUUCCAGUGGCACGCUGCAUGGGGCAGACGGUGCUUUGGCCCACACUUCUGUAAACUGCUCUACACAUGAAUUGAGGGUAAACUGUUUCACUUUCAUCAUAAGGGAGAAAACAGAUUCCCCAAGUAGGCAGUAUACUUGUAAUAAACAGCACCACAUAAAUACAUACAUGCAGCACUUGUUUUCCAAAUAAAAGUUAAAAUAAGUGGAAGAAGUGAAACCAUAUGAAACUGAAAAAAUAUGAUGUAUGAAGUGGACAAAGAGCUUUUUCUUACAAAUAAACAACUUUUUACUUCAUCAUACUUUUGUAGCCUGUUGCUCAGAGAGACAUAAAGUGAACAAACUAGUGUGAAUACUGUCCUCCGUGUUUGUGUUGGCAAUGGCAGUCGACAGACUAUUUUACUUGUAGUCUACCAUUGUGUCCUGCUGAGACACUACCUGAGCGAAGAUCUCUCCUUUUCCUACACCAACUGUUACAGUGUUCUGUUGUGUUGACAUGUGUAUGGUUUAUUGCAGUCUGAACAGAAGCUCUGCAUUUCUGCAAAAGUCAGGUAUUUGUUCCUAAUCUGUCUCUUGUAGCAAAGUCACUUUUAUACCAGUUUACCACUGUGCUUGAUUAUAAUGUGAAAGACUGAAUUUGGAGUGUGUUAAGAUGGUAUUAAUCAUGUCAGUGUCAUGUCACUAAGUUUAAUGCUGCUGUUUAAAAAAAAAAGAUUUUUUUUAAAAGCCAAUCUCUGUACUAAACUGCUUCCAGGUAAUUUUUGAUUUCCUAAAGUGCACUGAGGUUAUCUGGAGAUUGGGUGUGUUUGUGGACUGCUGCAUUCAACGGCAAUGAGCACCUGCCGCUGUAUGGUCAUGAGUAAGGGGUUUGGGUCUGUUCCUGUCCCUCAGCACAGAGCAGACACAAAAGGCUUCUGUUGUGCAAGGCAACAUUGGUGUGAAGGAAGGAACCUGGUCUUGCUUCAGAAGCCUAACAGAUUGCUAGACAAGAGGAAAAACUUGAAGAAAAAGAAGUUUCAUCCAAUGCUUCCUGGAUAUCAUUUCUAUUUAUAGCACCAAUGUACAUUUUGAAACUUUAUUUCAGGGGUAGGGAUUAAAGGGGGAGGGACGGGUGUGAAGGGAUAGAUGAAAGCUUUAAUUUAAAAAAAAGGAAAAGUUUGAGUAAAGGAAAUUAUUUUGAUUAAUUAUAUUUUAUUUGAUCUGGGUAUUUUUGGACCACAUUAUUAAAUUAAUUGUUAAGCUACAGUUGAGUUGUUCAAGUGAGAGUUUUGAUAAGCCACAUAUGGACCGCGUUGUGAAUCACUCGCCAGUUGUACUUUAUGGAGCUUAUUUUAUGAUUUUAAAUACUGUACUGUACAUAGGAGGUGUGUUGCCUUCUCCUUAUUUGUAUGUUUACCAUAUACUUUGAUAUUUGAAAUGUUAUGUACUGGAAAGGCCACUUAUAUUUCUAGAACAGAUUGGAUUUUAUGCAACCUUUUUUCCUUGAAUUAACAGCAAUAAAAAAAUGAAAAGCA
Messenger RNA from Myotis davidii, 4623 nucleotides. RefSeq names its product zinc finger, CCHC domain containing 2 (gene ZCCHC2). The coding region runs from base 1 to 2646 and encodes 881 amino acids. The transcript has 14 exons. The record is from RefSeq and is a predicted model, not a curated record. Lineage: Eukaryota; Metazoa; Chordata; Mammalia; Chiroptera; Vespertilionidae. Gene Ontology annotation, molecular function: phosphatidylinositol binding; nucleic acid binding; zinc ion binding.